Molecule: messenger RNA, 4237 nt
Organism: Puntigrus tetrazona (Sumatra barb)
Lineage: Eukaryota; Metazoa; Chordata; Actinopteri; Cypriniformes; Cyprinidae
Gene: git2a
Product: G protein-coupled receptor kinase interacting ArfGAP 2a
Biological process (GO): brain development; regulation of ARF protein signal transduction
Molecular function (GO): protein binding; GTPase activator activity
Source: RefSeq, a predicted model, not a curated record
UAGCGUCGCUGUGAACUCAAACGUGUGGUCUGGGAGGGCAGAUGGCACUCUUCUGCGAUCUGAUGGGCUGCGGGCGAGCGUUUCCGUAGUGUAGCUUUUAAUGCAUCAUGACAGAGGCUCCGCUGCCGACUCGCCUGUCCUAAUUUCAAGCUAGACGAGACGUACAUUAUUUCACGCAGGGCAGGCAGCGCUGGCGCACGCACACUCCUCCGUAUGCGCGUCCUCUUCUGGAAUGAGAUCCGCUUUCGGUGAUAAAACGCUUCUAAACGGAUUCGCUCGUCAUGUCGAAGCGGUGCGCGCUUUAAAUUUGUCCGUGGACGAAACGAUACAUGGUGAUACCGACGCUCCCGGAGACAAGGAUGUCGAAACGGCUGCGAAAUAGCGAAGUUUGUGCGGACUGCAGCAGUUCGGAUCCUCGCUGGGCGUCUGUGAACAGAGGAGUUCUGAUAUGUGACGGGUGCUGUGGCGUUCACCGCAGUCUGGGUCGCCACAACUCACAAGUGCGCCAUUUGUCAAACACGCCCUGGCCACCCACCCAGCUACAGAUGGUUCAGACAUUAUACAACAAUGGUGCUAAUGCAAUAUGGGAGCACACUCUGCUGGACCCGUCAUCCGUCACGAGCGGGAAACGCAAACCCAAUCCUCAGGAUAAAGUCCACCCUAACAAAACAGAGUUUAUAAAAUCAAAGUAUCAAAUGCUGGCUUUCGUGCAUCGUUUACCCUGUCGAGAUGAUGACAGUACAGCAUCUGCUGAUCUAAGCAAGCAACUUCACUCCAGCGUUAGAACCGGCAAUCUUGAGACCUGUUUGCGGUUACUGUCGCUUGGGGCUCAAGCCAACUACUUCCAUCCGGAGAAAGGGAACCCGCUGCACAUAGCGGCUAAAGCAGGCCAGGUAUGUCAGGCUGAGCUUCUCUGUGUGUACGGGGCAGACCCUGGUGCUCCGGACUCCUGCGGCAAAACACCCAUCCACUAUGCAAGGCAAGCUGGCCAUCAGGACCUGGCAGACAGACUGGUGGAAAUACAGUACGAGCUCACAGACAGGCUGGCCUUCUAUCUCUGUGGGCGGAAGCCUGACCACAAGAAUGGACAGCAUUUCAUUAUACCGCAGAUGGCGGAUAGAAACGUCAGUCUGGAGUUAACAGAGUUUGCAAAAGCUGCAAAAAGAAAACUGCAGUCUCUCAGCGAUCAUUUGUUUGAGGAACUGGCGAUGGACGUGUACGAUGAAGUCGAUCGAAGAGAGACCGAUGCAGUUUGGCUGGCCACUCAGAACCACAGCACCUUGGUAACGGAGACGACAGUCGUGCCUUUCCUUCCUGUGAACCCGGAGUACUCGUCGACACGAAACCAGGGAAGGCAGAAGCUGGCGAGGUUUAACGCUCACGAAUUUGCGACACUCGUGAUCGAUAUCCUAAGCGAUGCAAAGCGACGGCAGCAGGGGAACUCCGUCUCGAGUCCUAAAGACAACGUCGACGUCUUCUUCAAAAGCGCGGGCAGCCGUCACGGAAGUGAAAGCCAGGAAACCGACCAGCCGGAUUAUGACAGCGUGGCGUCCGAUGAGGACACGGACACCGAUUUACGAGUGGGAAAAGCAGACCGAGCUAAGAGCCUGGACUCUGAUCUGUCCGACGGACCGGUUUCCGUGCAGGAGUUCCUGGAGGUGAAAAAUGCGCUUUCGGCCUCGGAGGCCAAAAUUCAGGAACUGAUGAAGGCCAACAGCAAUCUGAGCGAGGAGCUGAGAAUGAUGCAGAAAAAGCUGCAGUCUCUGCAAAGCGAGAACAGCUCUCUCAGGCGGCAGGUCUCCGCUCAGCAGCCCUAUCAGGCCCCCGGCGGCCCUGACCACCCCAAUCCCUCCAGUCCCUCUUCCUCUUCCUCCUCUUCCUCCUCCUCUGCCCUGAAACGCCACCUCUCUGCACGGGCCAGCCGCCCCAUGUCUAUGUAUGAAACCGGCUCUGGCCUGAAGCCUUUUCUCCCCAAGGGAGAGACCCCUUAUCCCGAGGAGACCUUCCCCACCCUGCAACCCUUCCCGACCUAUAUGGGAAAAGGUGCGUUUGUGGCCGCCUCCUCUUCCCUCCCCUUCCUCCCCUCCUCAUCCUCCCCGUCCUGUUUGCGAGAUCCUCAGGGGCCCGGACGGAAGCGGCCGGAACCCUUGGCCUCGUCUCCAUCCUCCUCGACUCCCAUCCGUCCCUUGUCCCCUUACACCUGUUGUGCUCCACGCAUCGGCGUGCAUGAACGCUCCCUCCACCAACCCACCGGGGGCUGCUGUUUUCAUCUGGGCUCCAAGUUCGACAAGCAGAGCAGCGUGUCCGAUGGCGACUAUGACAACACGGUUAACGAAUCUGAUCUGGACGACUCUGGCUUCGGCCGAAGAUGUCGCCUGCGCAGCAGCGGCUGGAUGGGAGAGAGCGGCUCUAUACCCGAGCUGGACGAUCACGAGUGUGAGCCCGACCCCAGCCUGCCCAGCACCGAAGACGUCAUCCGGAAAACUGAGCAGAUCACCAAGAACAUCCAGGAGCUGCUGAGGGCUGCGCAGGAGAACAAGCAUGAGAGCUUUACACCCUGCUCAGAAAGAAUACAUGUGGCUGUAAAUGAAAUGGCUGCCCUGUUCCCCAAGAGGCCGCGCUCCGAGACGGUGAGGAGCUCUUUGCGAUUGUUAACGUCCAGCGCGAACCGGCUGCAGAGCGAGUGUAAGAAAGCGUCUCCUCUGGAGAGCAGCCCCGCAGCGGACGUGCAGCUGGUCACUCAGCAGGUCAUCCAGUGCGCUUAUGACAUCGCCAAAGCUGCCAAGCAACUCGUUACCAUAACCACCAAAGAGAACAGCAACUGAGUCCCGCCUGUAAUGCUACCCCGGUGUUAUUUAAUCGGUAUUUAUUAGGUACGUCGCAGGGUUUUUUUGUUUGUUUGUUUUUUCAUUUAAGCUGUAUUUGCAUGUUUUUAUUUUUUAAUUUAAGGUGUCCGUCGUCUGUGUCGUUCGGCUUGAAGCCAUAAGAUAAAGCCUGAGGUGCUCUCAAGGGUUUUGUAAGGAUGUGUGUAUGUGUGGACCUGUGUGUGUUUGACUAGAUGGAGAAGGAUUUGAGCGGAAAAGACUAUUCUGCACUAUUCUGACUAAUUUUACCUCUUCAUAUUCAAACAUUUGGUAGAUUUUUUUUUUUUUUUUUUUUUAUGUCAGUUAAACAUAAUGUGUAAUAAUAAUAAAAAAAAAAUCUAUUGUACAAAAUGUUCUGUUGACGCGGUCAGGUAGGGCUAGUGUAGGUACAGAUACAAUAAACAUAAUUAUAAAGAUGUCAAAUUAUCUAUUAAUGAAAAAAAACAUCGUAUUUCAUUUAUGUCCAAAGUGAAUGCCCUUUUCUCUGUUGGAUAAAUCUGGUGGCUAUAAUAUUCAGAUUUACAGUGCGCAUUGGGGUCGACCGAUUAUCGGUGUUGAUAUUAAGCAUUUUUAUGGUUAUCGAGUUUCAAAACCGAUUUGCAGAUAAAGUUAUUUAAAUGCAUUUAAAGAGAGCUUUUUUUAAAGCCCUUAUUAUUCUUCAUUUUCACAUUUAUAUUCGUUUUUAUGCCAGGUAUGUAUAAAAUACGGGUUUUAUAUAUAUAUAUAUAUAUAUAUAUAUAUAUAUAUAUAUAUAUAUAUAUAUAUAUAUAUAUAUAUAUAUCUAAGCAUCAGCCCUAAAAAAACACAUUGGUUGACCUCUAGUAUGCAUAAAAAAAGUGAGGAUGUAUAUAUAUAUCUAUAUCUAUAUAUAUCGGCAUCAGCCCUAAAAACCCAUUGGUUGACCUCUAGUAUGCAUAAAAAAGUGAAGAAAUGUUAAGUAAACUUAAGCUUAUAUUGCAUCAGUUACUUGGAGGUCAAAGUAUUUUUUUUCAAUAUGCUGCAGAUGAACAAUCUCCACCAGCAGAUACUGAUACUGUGUUUGUGAUCAUUUAAACGUUUUUUGGUUUGUGUAGAUAGUUCCUCAUAUUGUGCUUUCAUUUCAGUGUUUUCAUUUAUUUCCUCUCUACUUCUAGUCCAGCCCGAUCAGGUUAGUGCAGCUCCAGCUCAGUGUUAAACCCCACCUCCUUCGAGUGUUCGUAGUCGUUUAGAUGAACCUCCUUCCACUCGUUCACGUCAUUGCUGUCCCUGUGGUUAAGAAUAAAACGUGUUCUUUAUUUUUUAAAAACUUAAUUUAUCCUUUUGAGCUUCGUUUGUUGCUCCAGGGUUUUUGUUCACUUCAGAAACUGAGCCAUAAUAAAGUGAAACGUAAAACA